GAGGCGAGGAAGAGAAACAAAAAGCCUCGAUAGCUCCUCUCCUAAGGCCUGUAAUUGUGUCUGCAGAAUCCCAGGCUGUGGGACAGAAGGUGGCUUUUGUCAACGAGGCAACCCACAGGAAGCCACACGGCUGCUCAGCGCCUCCGGCCAACGCCUUCCUCUGAAGAAACCCUGCUUGAGCCGAGGACGGAGAGAGCCAAGAGGCAGAUGAUGCUGCCCGUGACCCAGGUGCUGGCCUUCGGUGCUUGGCUGGUGGCACAGAGCAAGGCUACACCGAGUGCCCCCACCAUCUCCAUCUUCCAGAAGCCGGCUGGGGUGAUCCCACCGGGAGGCUCCACCACCAUCUGCUGCAGUUGCCAGUGUGACAAAGGGGAAUUUGAUCUGUACAAGGGUGGCCGCUGGGUCCGUACCUUGGAGCUGCACGACAGCAGGGCUGAGUUCUCCAUCUCCAAUGCCACCCAAAAGGACGCAGGUGGCUACAGCUGCCAGUACCGGGAUGGAGGCGCUGUGCUGGCUCACAGCGAAACCGUGGAAAUCCGGGUGCAAGAGUUCCGUCUCCCCGAACCUGUCCUCUCUGUCCUGCCUGGGCACAAUGUGGCUGCAGGAGCAGACGUGGUUUUCCGUUGCACCAUCGCACACCCCAACGCUGGCUGUUUCCUCUACCUGGAGGGCUGCGUCAAAGAAUUAAAAUUUAUCCCCAAGAACGAAGAUUGCAAACUCUCCCACGUGCAUAAAGGCAACGAGGGCCGCUACAGCUGCCAGUGUUUCACCAGGAAUGUUUCGUUCGAAUGGUCUGCUGUCAGCAAGACCCUGGAUUUGGUGGUAAGAGAUUACACCUGGAACAACGUGGUGCGCCUGGUGCUGGGGGCCGGGGUCCUGCUGCUGCUGGGGCUCAUCAUGGCCGAGGCCAUGUGCACCCCCCGCCGCACGACGGGGCCUCGCUAGGAGGGGGCGCAGAGCCCCCCCUUCCUCCUCGGCCUGUGUCCCGUUCCCCCCACCCGUGUCCGUGUCCUUCUGUCCCCAGCAGGGACAAGCACCCACCCCCGGGGGAGGCAGCGGGGCUGAAUAACCAGUCUCCAGCCAGAGCCUUCCAUUGCUCACAUUCGUUUAUUAUUUUAAAACACUGACGAAACACAUCACACCGUGACCUAUAUAUAUAAAUUUACUUUUAUGCAGGUAUAAAUUUAUAUAUACAGGACCUUUAAACCUCUGUAUACUCAGGACACAAAGUUCCAGAAUAGCUUCACCGGCUACAACAAAAGUAUUCUUGUUAUGAAAACACAAAGAGGAGGUGCGAAUAUCAAAAAACGCAGAAUAAAGAAAUUAAAAACGAGUGCAAAAUGAAUGAAAGUGCAAAAAAGCUUUUGUUAUCGUAACGCUCCUU
Chroicocephalus ridibundus (black-headed gull) is the source of this 1384-nucleotide messenger RNA. RefSeq names its product leukocyte immunoglobulin-like receptor subfamily A member 2. The record is from RefSeq and is a predicted model, not a curated record. NCBI's taxonomy places the organism in Eukaryota, Metazoa, Chordata, Aves, Charadriiformes, Laridae. The transcript has 6 exons. Bases 208 to 945 code for a protein of 245 amino acids.